UGACGGGGUGUCGGGCGGGCUCUGGGGCUCCGGAAGGGUCCUGGAGUUAGGGCACAGGCUGCCGGGAGGCCACGCCCCGGCGUCAGGGAGGCGGGGGCCAGGCCGCACCUGCUGUGCCUGGAAGGACACGCUCGGCCCCCCUGUGGUGGCCGCCCACGGGAGGCCGGGCCCGGAGGGUGGCGGUGGGGCCGGGCGGCAGGGGUCACAGCCUCAGGCCGGAAGACGUCUGCUGCCCCACCUGGCCAACCCCUGGACCCCGGGGGGCGGGGCGCACCCAGCCCGCACGUCCUCACCUGCACCCAUGCUGCACCCGCGCGUCCCUGGAAACCUGAGCUGCGGACCGCCCGCCCGGGCCAUGUUUAACUGAGCGCCUGAGCCCGGCGGCCGGGGCCCUGCGGCCAGCUUGGGGCGGGGUCUGGGGCGGCCCCUGCCCGCAGCCCCACCGGGAGCCCCCCUGCAGGAUGCCGGAGGGUGUCAACGGGGCCUCCAGGGAGCUGCGCCCCCGUCUGUGCCACCUGCGGAAGGGCCCCCUGGGCUACGGGUUCAACCUACACAGUGACAAGUCCCGGCCCGGGCAGUACAUCCGCUCCGUGGACCCCGGCUCUCCCGCCGCCCACGCCGGCCUCCGUGCCCAGGACCGGCUUGUCGAGGUGAACGGGCAGAACGUGGAGGGCCUGCGCCACGCGGAGGUGGUGGCCAGCAUCAAGGCGCGGGAGGACGAGGCCAGGCUGCUGGUGGUGGACCCCGAGACCGACGAGCACUUCAAGCGGCUGCGGGUCACCCCCACCGAGGAGCACGUGGAAGGUCCGCUGCCGUCACCGGUCACCAACGGGACCAGCGCUGCACAGGUGAGGGGGGGCAGGACACCAUGGGCUCCAUAG
This is a messenger RNA of Condylura cristata (star-nosed mole), 881 nucleotides long. RefSeq names its product solute carrier family 9, subfamily A (NHE3, cation proton antiporter 3), member 3 regulator 2 (gene NHERF2). The coding region runs from base 462 to 881 and encodes 139 amino acids. The record is from RefSeq and is a predicted model, not a curated record. NCBI's taxonomy places the organism in Eukaryota, Metazoa, Chordata, Mammalia, Eulipotyphla, Talpidae. Gene Ontology annotation, biological process: protein localization to plasma membrane. Gene Ontology annotation, molecular function: signaling receptor binding; protein-membrane adaptor activity. Gene Ontology annotation, cellular component: apical plasma membrane. The transcript is spliced from 5 exons.